Molecule: messenger RNA, 1991 nt
Organism: Ochlerotatus camptorhynchus
Lineage: Eukaryota; Metazoa; Arthropoda; Insecta; Diptera; Culicidae
Gene: ais
Product: aramis
Exons: 3
Coding region: 111-1913 (600 amino acids)
Biological process (GO): maturation of SSU-rRNA
Molecular function (GO): RNA helicase activity; nucleic acid binding; ATP binding
Source: RefSeq, a predicted model, not a curated record
GUUUCACUCGUCGUCGUUCACGUUGUAAACACUCGCACAUGUGGUGAAUGGAUUCCUGAUUUUGUAUUGAAAAUUGUGUGGAAAUUCUACCCAAGACCCGACUCCUGGCAAUGGAUUCGAACGAUCUUUUCCGCAAGCUAACGUGCGGUGCAAAGUUUUCCUCGAAAAACAAUCCUUCGUUGCUGAAGAGAAAGCACGUAUCCGCCCCGAAGGUAGUCGAACAGCCAGCGGAGGUUAAGCUGGAGAUUAAAGAGGAAGAUGACGAUUCGGACAGUUCCAAUGCGGAACCGGUUCCGCAGUUCCCGCACAGCCCGUUGGUUCUCAGUAAUGAUGACAUCAAGGACGAAAUCAAAUCCGAGGAUGAAGCGGAUCGAGACGAGGAUUCAGAACGGAAGCGGAUUCGGUUGAUGUCUCCGGAGAAGCGCGAACGAUAUAAUCAGUACAAGGUGAAUCGCUUGAGAAACCUGCAUCAAAUCAAGGUAAAGAAGGGCAAGAAGUCCGUGGCGGAUCCGAUAGAGGAUUUUCGUCAGCUAGCUGAGAGGUUCAACGUUUCCAAUCAGUUGAUUAAGAACAUUGUCGAAUGUGGCUACAAAGCCCCCACUCCAGUGCAGAUGCAGGCCAUUCCGGUUCUGCUGGAGGGUCACGCACUUCAUGCCUGUGCUCCAACGGGUUCGGGCAAGACGGCCGCGUUUAUGAUUCCGAUCAUUCACCAUCUGAAAAAGCCGAUGAAGUGCGGUUUUCGAGCGUUGGUAGUUUGUCCUACGAGGGAACUUGCAAAGCAGACCCAACGGGAAGCGUUGCGGCUCUGUGAGGAUAUCAAUUUGCGAACACACGUAAUUACGAAGGUGGAUGAAAGCACUACGGACUAUGGGUUGGAGAGUAGAAAGCACUAUGACAUUCUGGUGACGACUCCGAACAGGAUCUGCUUCCUGGCAAAUCACGAUCCACCGUUGAUCGAUUUGAGUAACAUUCAGUACAUUGUGGUGGAUGAGGCGGAUAAGUUGUUUGAGGAGUCGAAGAACGGGUUCCGGGAGCAGCUGGAUUUGAUUAUGAAUGCUUGUACGAAUCCGUGCAAGGUGGUGGCUUUUUUCAGUGCAACGAUUACGAAGGAAGUUACGGCCUGGGCCAGUGAGAAUAUGACGAAUAAGGUGCGAUUUUCGGUUGGGGUGGCCAAUAUGGCAGUGGAUUUAGUGGAGCAGGAGUUGUUGUUUGUAGGACAUGAAAGCGGCAAGUUGUUGGCCUUUCGGGAGAUGGUGCACAAGGGUCUCACGCCACCGGUGUUGAUUUUCGUGCAGAGUAAGGAUCGAGCGCAGCAGUUGUUUACGGAGCUGAUCUACGAUGGACUGAAUGUGGAUGUGAUUCAUGCGGAUCGUAGCCAAAAGGAACGUGACAAUGUAGUGCGAUCGUUCCGGGAAGGCAAUAUUUGGAUUCUGAUCUGUACGGAACUGAUGAGUCGAGGAAUCGACUUCAAGGGGGUUAAUUUGGUGGUGAAUUACGAUUUCCCUCCUUCCACGAUCAGCUAUGUUCAUCGGAUCGGUCGGACGGGACGGGCCGGAAGACGUGGCAAAGCGAUAACCUACUUCACCAAGGACGAUACGGUCAACUUGCGAUGCAUUGCUCAGCUGAUUAAGCAGUCGGGAGGAACCGUGCCGGAGUAUAUGCUAAAGUUGAGGAAAAGUUCCCAGCAGGAGAGGAAGAAGUUACAGCAGAAGGCACCGAAGCGCGCAGCCAUCCGGACAAUGCCGGCUUUCGAGAUGCAGGAACGGGCCAAGAAGAAGAAGCUGAUCGCUAGAUCCAAGGCGAAAAAGGAAGGACGAGAAAUUCCUGUUAGACAACAGAAUAACAAGAAGAAACCUCUGCACAACGGCCACUCGAAGGGUAAAAAGCAAGCGAAUAAGAAGAAGAAUAAGUAAGAUUCUUCGAAAGAUCUCCGACACAUACCUACUAACAUAGACUUUAAGGAUCAAUCACAGACGUACAAGGCACUUGAG